UAUGGCACCCGCUAAUACCCCAACCCUCAUUGGUCCACCGGAAAUCUACCAUUCCCAAUCCAAAACCUCCGUCCCACCGCCUUCAACCGUCGUUUCCCAUCCAUUCAUCGAUGCCAUGGUCUCCAACUUCAACUCCAUCGCCACCUACUCCCCCAAUACACCGCCGCCCAUGAUGGGUUACACCGAAAACAUGUCUGCUACGUAUCUCUCAACCGGCAACCCUUGUCUCGAUUUCUUCUUCCAUGUUGUCCCCGACACUCCACCCGAAUCUAUAACCCAACGCCUGAAAGAAUCAUGGGACCACGACCCGUUGAAAACUUUGAAACUGAUUUGCAAUCUUCGCGGGGUUCGAGGGACGGGAAAAUCAGAUAAAGAAGGGUACUAUACCUCGGCUUUGUGGCUCCAUAAAAACCAUCCAAAAACUCUCGCCUGCAAUGUGGAUUCUUUGGCGGAGUUUGGGUAUUUUAAGGACUUGCCAGAGAUACUGUAUCGACUUUUAGAAGGAGCUGAUGUUCGACAAAAAGCAAAAGAGGAACGUAUGCAACGAUCCGAAAAUCGGAGGAGGCAUCUAAAACGAAAUAAAUGGGUAGAUCCGCGGGAGCAAAAACGUACUAGACGAGGGGUACAUUGGCGCCGCCCCAGGUAUCAAAUAAGAAUACGUAGUGGGCUGAGAACCUCAUCAAAACCGCGCCGUCCAAGGUAUCACAAAAUAGCGAAUAAGUAUCGGAGUGCAAAGAGGAGAGUGCCACAAGAGGUAAGGAUUAUGCAGGAGAUGAUGAAAGUGGAGACCCAGAAGUCAACAGCAAGCAAGAUCAGAAAAGACAAGAAGAUCAAGAUGGCUACAAAGCUUAUCCGACGGUAUAACGCUGACCCAGAUUUCAAGUUCUUACACGACCGUGUCUCGGAUCUAUUCGCUGGACUUCUGAGAUCUGACAUCAAGUUUUUGGAAGAAGGAAAUUUGAGAAAAAUCAGUCUUGCUGCCAAAUGGUGUCCUUUAAUAGAUUCAUCUUUUGACAAGUCAACUUUGUUAUGCGAAAGCAUUGCAAAAAAAGUCUUCCCUAGACAAGAGUACUCGGAAUAUGAGGGCGUAGAAGAAGCACAUUAUGCUUAUCGUGUCCGUGAUAGGCUAAGGAAGCAAAUUUUGGUGCCUCUACGAAAAGCUCUGGAGCUUCCGGAGGUUUACAUAGGAAAGAAUCAAUGGAGCUCGAUCCCAUAUAACAGAGUAGCGUCAGUAGCCAUGAAGUGGCGCAAAGAGCAGUUUCGAAAGCACGAUGGACCAAGGUUUGAAGAGUUCCUUGAGAAUGUGAGGUCGGGUAAGGCCAAGAUCACAGCGGGUGCAUUGCUACCAUACGACAUCAUAGAGUCUCUGGAAGAUGGCGACGGUGGUGAGGUGGCAGAGCUUCAAUGGAAAAGAAUGGUGGACGAUAUGGCAAAGAAAGGAAAGUUGAACAACUGCAUGGCCAUAUGUGAUGUUUCGGGUAGCAUGUCUGGGAUUCCCAUGCAGGUUUCUGUGGCUCUUGGAAUUCUUGUUUCUGAAUUAAGCGAGGAGCCGUGGAAAGGAAAGCUUAUUACAUUUAGUGCAAACCCAGAGCUGCAGAUGGUGGAAGGAGAUGAUCUGAGAUCCAAGGUUGCAUUCGUGAAAAGGAUGGAAUGGGGGAUGAACACUAAUUUCCAGAAGGUGUUUGAUCUGAUUCUUGAAGUGGCGUCGAAAGGAAAAUUAAGGGAAGAUGAGAUGAUCAAGAGGUUGUUUGUAUUUAGUGACAUGGAAUUUGACCAAGCUUCACGGACUCCUUGGGAAACGGAUUAUCAAGCGAUUCAGAGGAAGUUUACACAGAAAGGGUAUGGAGGAGCGGUGCCAGAGAUAGUGUUUUGGAAUCUUAGAGACUCACAUAGUACUCCGGUGACAAGGAAGCAGGAAGGGGUGACGCUUGUCAGCGGGUUUUCAAAGAAUCUGAUGACCUUGUUCAUGGAAGGAGCAAGGAACUUGAACCCUGAGGGUGUCAUGGACAGUGCUAUUUCCGGGAAGGAGUACCAGAAACUGGUGGUGGUUGAUUAAUGUAUAUGUAUUGAUCUAGUAAUUGUAUUAUAAUCAGCAGAUUAAGUAUGA
This is a messenger RNA of Erigeron canadensis, 2107 nucleotides long. RefSeq lists its product as uncharacterized. The record is from RefSeq and is a predicted model, not a curated record. Lineage: Eukaryota; Viridiplantae; Streptophyta; Magnoliopsida; Asterales; Asteraceae. The transcript has a single exon. The coding region runs from base 2 to 2056 and encodes 684 amino acids.